AUUCAAGCUUCAAUAAUCCAUAAAUACAGGCAGUAACAUGUUCAUCACCAACAUUCUGCUAAAGAAAGCAAAAAGCAAAAAUAUUCUCGUGCUGAUGGAAAGCGCAGUUAGUGGACACCAAUUUACAAUGAUCCGGGAGCGGUUGGCCGAUAAGCUGGAACUGCAACGCUUUGAUCCAUACAUCCAACGGAUGUCCCUGUACCGAGAGCGCAGACGACUACGAAGUUUGAACUGAGAUUUGGCUU
Molecule: messenger RNA, 245 nt
Organism: Anopheles maculipalpis
Lineage: Eukaryota; Metazoa; Arthropoda; Insecta; Diptera; Culicidae
Gene: mRpL33
Product: 39S ribosomal protein L33, mitochondrial
Exons: 3
Coding region: 38-235 (65 amino acids)
Biological process (GO): translation
Cellular component (GO): mitochondrion
Source: RefSeq, a predicted model, not a curated record